Puccinia graminis f. sp. tritici CRL 75-36-700-3 is the source of this 552-nucleotide messenger RNA. RefSeq lists its product as uncharacterized. The coding region runs from base 1 to 552 and encodes 183 amino acids. Lineage: Eukaryota; Fungi; Basidiomycota; Pucciniomycetes; Pucciniales; Pucciniaceae. The transcript has 2 exons. The record is from RefSeq and is a predicted model, not a curated record.
AUGGCCGAAAAAUCAAUUCAUCAUCUUCCACUCCUUACGAAAGUCAACUUCCAGAACUGGAAGAACAUAAUGUUUUCGUAUUGUCUCGAAAGGAAUCUCGACGAUCAUCUUCUUUCCGAUUUGGUCAAAGAAGAGAAAGACGCUGUUGCUAAAAUCUCACUUCAAGAUAAGAAGGCAGCUGCAGCCGGGAUCCUUGGACGUAACUUGGGUGUUGAAAAUUACGCUAAGUUCAUUACUGAAGAUAAUCGAAAGCAACCUCAUCUUAUUUGGAGCGCUCUCAUCGAUCAUUUUCAAUCUGACACUUCACAAAAUCAUGCGGUUGUGUAUCGCGAUUUCUUAAGUAUCAAAUACACUUCAUCUCUUGAGCAAUUCAUUACGGACGUUGAUUGCGAUUUGAGAGAGCCACAUACCCAUAGGCACAUUCAAAACCGGUCCUUGGUGGGAAUGUGUCCUCCAUCGAUGACCGGUCUUGACCGGUCAUCAAUGGGGGUGUUGACUCCCAUCAAUGACUGGUCAAAACCGGUCAUCAGUGGGAGUGUUUCUGGUUGUUGA